AUGGCUGGAGCUAAUGCCAAACAACAGAAGGCCCAGCAGAAGGCGCUGGAAAAGCAGAAGCAGAAGAUCGUGGAGGAUAAGACCUUCGGAUUAAAAAAUAAAAAGAGUAAAUCAGUGCAAAAAUAUAUUAAAAGUGUACAACAACAGGUUACUGGGCAGCCUCCGAAGGACAGUGAUAAAUACAUAGCUCAGCAAAAUAAAGAGAAGGAGGAAAAGAAUAGAAUACUACAACAAAAGGCACUCAUCGCAUCUUUGUUUAAAACCACUGAGACUGUAAAACAAGCUAGUAUGGACUCACAAAAGUUGUAUGAGCCGAAGCAGGCUAGAAUGGACCAGAAAAUAGAUAUUUAUUUGGAUCAGAGAAUACAAAGAUCCAAGGAAGAUGAUAACAUGAGUAAUUGGGAUAUUUCUACCCUAGAAGGAGUCGUACAGCAAAAAAACACAAAUGCGUGCACGACCGACAUCAUUUGUAAAUACUUCCUACAGGCAGUGGAGUCAAAAAAAUACGGAUGGUUUUGGGUUUGUCCCAACGGAGGGGACGACUGCAAAUAUAGGCACUGUUUGCCGCCAGGAUUUGUGUUGUCCAGUGAUGUUCCACAAGAAGUUGAGGAUGACGAGGAGACCUUGGAGGAAAAAAUUGAAAGACAGAGGAGAGAGCUUCCAGCGGGUGGUGAGAUGGUGACCCUAGAAACGUUCACUCGGUGGAGAGAAGAACGCGAAAAGGGACGUCUAGACGCUCUGAAGGAGAAGGUGUCGAAGGAUUCCACCACACAGUUGACUGGAAAGGACCUGUUCACCUUCAAUCCCAACCUGUUUAUGGAUGACGAGGGCGCAGCAGAUGACUUUGACUACGAUGAGGAUAUCGAUUUGGAAGAACUGAUCAAGGAGAAUGAAUAUAACUUAACUAAGGGAAACGUUCUUCCAUCAGAUGUUUCCGAUUCGCUUAGCAAAUUGUCGAUUUAA
Molecule: messenger RNA, 963 nt
Organism: Theileria orientalis strain Shintoku
Lineage: Eukaryota; Apicomplexa; Aconoidasida; Piroplasmida; Theileriidae
Product: YOR3162c protein
Exons: 8
Coding region: 1-963 (320 amino acids)
Biological process (GO): cytoplasmic translation
Cellular component (GO): cytosol
Molecular function (GO): mRNA binding; metal ion binding
Source: RefSeq, a predicted model, not a curated record